Molecule: messenger RNA, 624 nt
Organism: Entamoeba nuttalli P19
Lineage: Eukaryota; Evosea; Mastigamoebida; Endamoebidae
Exons: 1
Coding region: 1-624 (207 amino acids)
Source: RefSeq, a predicted model, not a curated record
AUGCCAGCAGAUUUUUUUUCAAAACAAGCAGAUCCUUAUGUUAAAGUAACUGUAGGAAAAGAAGUUCAUCAAACAACUAUUCAGAAAAAAACAUUAAAUCCACAUUGGAAAGAAGAACUUCGAUUUACAAUAGAUUCACAUAAUUUACCAAGCAUAAAAUUUGAAGUUUAUGAUUGGGAUAGAUUUAAAACUGAUGACUUUCUUGGAACAUGUCAACUUCCAUUAAAAAUGCCUAUUAAUGGAGAUGUUUGGUUAAAACUUAGUAUUCAAGGAAAAAUCCAUGUUAAGUUAGAAACAUUUAAAGGCAUUCAACAAUAUUACCCUUCAUUUCAAAAUGGUCAAAAUGGAAUUGCACUUAAAGUUAUGGAUGAGUCUACACCAACAUUAUACCCAACACAACAAUUUAAUCCUAAUUCAUUUGGAUUACAUAUUGAUAAAAAUGAAGCGUCUAAAUUCAAACCAAAACGAUUCAUUAAUCCUCAAUCAGAUUCACAUGUUUCUUCAACUGAAAAUUUCAAUAUAACUCAUCCCUUUGAACAAGAAAAUGUUGGGUGCAGUUAUUAUGCUUUAUCAUGUGGUAAGUAUGUCCAAUACUAUGGACCUUUACCUUCAGCACCUCCUUAA